AUGAAACAUCAUGACGCUUUCAACCUAGGCCAGAACCAUAUUCAAUUUUUGAAUGCAAUGGGGUUCCAUCAUAAAGUGAAAUCAUCGAACAUCUGUGCUUUUAAGAACAAUCAUUUAACAAUCGACCACAUCGUCUCUCCUUCCGAAAAAACAAAAGAUGUACUCCGUUCUUUCUUCGUCGACUAUGUCAAGUUGAUGAAAGUUAACAACAAACCAAUGAACGAGAUUGCUGCUACUAUUCCAGUCGUUGAGUCAAUGUCUGAAGAAGACAAAAAAAUUUUUAUUGCUGGUAGAGAACUUAAGUUCAACGAUGAUUGGUUUAGAUCUUUACCUAAUGAUAAAGUCAAUAGAUGGUGGUAUAUACUAGAAUUCGCAUAUAGUCUCGACGAAACAUUGUAA
Messenger RNA from Entamoeba invadens IP1, 399 nucleotides. RefSeq lists its product as hypothetical. Bases 1 to 399 code for a protein of 132 amino acids. Lineage: Eukaryota; Evosea; Mastigamoebida; Endamoebidae. The transcript has a single exon. The record is from RefSeq and is a predicted model, not a curated record.